CUGUAAACAUCCUGCUGAUUUUAAAAGGACAGCGCUGAGCGGGAGGAAGGCGGCUGGCGCCAUCUUGGUUGCUUUAAUGAGUACAACAAGGGAGAAUUUACUGGGAGAAAUUACCUAAUCGUUGUGAUUUCACUCAGAGAGGGCACCUUUCGGUAAGCCAUACUAUCAUAGGGAGUGCUUGAACCCGGGGAGCCAGGGCAAUGUUUUACGCCCACUUUGUCCUCAGCAAACGUGGGCCGCUGGCCAAGAUCUGGCUGGCGGCCCAUUGGGACAAGAAGCUGACCAAGGCCCAUGUGUUUGAAUGCAACUUGGAGAGCAGCGUGGAGAGCAUCAUUUCACCCAAGGUGAAGAUGGCGUUGCGUACAUCUGGCCACUUGCUGCUCGGGGUGGUGAGAAUCUACCACAGGAAGGCCAAGUAUCUGCUUGCUGACUGUAAUGAAGCCUUCAUCAAGAUCAAAAUGGCCUUCAGACCUGGUGUUGUGGAUCUUCCUGAGGAAAACAGAGAGGCAGCUUACAACGCCAUCACUCUACCUGAGGAGUUCCAUGACUUUGAUCAGCCACUUCCUGAUCUGGAUGACAUUGAUGUGGCACAGCAGUUCACCUUGAACCAAAGCAGAGUAGAAGAGAUCACCAUGAGGGAAGAUGUUGGGAACAUCAACAUCCUGCAGGACAAUGACUUUGCUGAUUUCGGUAUGGAUGACCGAGAAAUUAUGCGUGAUGCCAGCACAUUUGAAGAUGACAUCAUCCAAGGUGCCACAGCCUCAAACCUUUUGCUGGAGGCAGAGCCCGGUCCAGCUAACCUCCCCGACAAAUCCAACCACAUGGAGUAUGAUGACUUUGGGGACGGCCCUAUGGGCAACAGUGAUGGUGGGAUGCUGGUUGACAAGCUGCUGAGCUCCGAAGAUGGAGGUGGCAUCUUUGAUGAUCCUCCAGCCAUCACAGAAAGCGUCAUGAUGCCUCCAGAUCACGGAGAUGAUGAGGACGACUUUGACAACCUUCAGUCGCCUGGUCCAGACAGUCCAGACUCUGGCCCGACUGAACCACUGCCAGCAAUGGCUGACCAAACGGAGCAGACCACACUUGUUCAUAAUGAGGAGGAGGCAUUCGCCCUGGAGCCCAUCGACAUCACUGUGAAAGAGACCAAGGCGAAGCGUAAAAGAAAGCUGAUCGUGGACAGCGUGAAGGAGUUGGACAGUAAGACCAUCAGAGCCCAGCUGUCUGACUACUCUGAUAUCGUGACCACUUUGGAUCUGGCUCCUCCCACUAAGAAGCUCAUGAUGUGGAAGGAGACUGGAGGAGUGGAGAAGCUCUUCUCUCUACCUGCCCAACCCCUAUGGAAUGCUAGACUACUCAAGAUGUUCACACGCUGCCUGACACCUCUGGUGCCAGACGAGCUGAGGAAGAGGAGAAAGGGCGGCGAGGCUGAUAGUCUGGAUGAGUUCCUGAAAGAGCUGGAGAACCCAGAGGUGCCCAGAGAGGAGAUCAUGACGCAGCACCGAGAUGUUAUUGACCAGACCAUCAUGGAGGAGCCCAGCAUGCUGGCACCUUCUGUAAUGGAAGGCAGCAGGACGACGUUGGAUGAAACCGUCAUGCCCCCUCCAUCCACCCCUCGUGGUGUUAAACGCAAAACUGUUGACAAGGAGAACACCCUUCCUAUGGCUUCACUGGAGCAGCAGCAGCAGCAGCAGCUAUUGGCAGACCGCUCAGACCUGUCUCAGCAGCUCGGCAUGUCUCAGAUUGAUUUACCUGCAGAACAGACGAGUGUGGACCUCACCCAGCUUGUUCCUGAGCUUGACCUCAUUGAAGAUAAGCCUACAGAUAAGAAGACCGACAGUGAAGAAGAAGGGGAAGAAGACGGUCAGGCUGGAGACCAGGAUCAGGAGGAGAAGAGAUGGAACAAGAGAACCCAGCAAAUGCUGCACGGCCUUCAGCGCGUCAUGGCGAAGACUGGUGCAGACUCUGUCAGUCUGCUUGAGUUGUGCCGAAACAACAACAGAAAACAAGCAGCUGCCAAGUUUUACAGUUUCCUGGUCCUCAAGAAGCAGCAAGCCAUCGAAGUCACUCAGUCUCAGCCCUACAGCGACAUCAUCGCCACAGCUGGACCAAAAUUCCACCUCAUUUAGAGAUUGGAAAAACAAACACUGCUUGCAACAGACAUCCUUUUUUACUCUUUGCCUUUUUUAUUUUGUUUUCCUGUUGAACCAUUUUUCCCCCUUGGGAAGGGUUUGAAGCUUUUAAGAAAAUGAUUUUACUGUACUACAAAUAUAAUCCUACAGUAUUGGUUCAUGAGGAGUAAGGAAUGUUUUACAAGUAUAUUUAUAAAGGAAACUUACCAGUUACCUAUUUGAAAAUUUGCUUCAUAAUGUUUUGUAAGUUAAAGAUCUGUUGUCGGCUCAUUCAUUAUCUUUAGUAUGAUGUCCCCUCUUUCAGCUUCAGUACUUAAAAUCUGGCAUCAUCACACGUGAUCCUGUAUUGGUUCUGUACAUUUUCUGGAAAGGUACUGUUAUUGCUCAGAAGCGUAAACUCUCCAUCACCUUCCUGCUGCACUUGUUGGGUAGGCAAAAAACCUAGUCUGUCAACGAUAAAAUCAUACCUGGCAUUAUGUUUCUGAUGUAUAAUUCAGCCAAUUCAUCGGUUACGUUUAAUGUACUUUUUUUUUUUUUUUACGUUUAUGCUCAUCAGUCUCUUGCAUUAUGCAACGAGGCAACUUGUUGCAAAUCACUGUCCCAUCUUUUUAGACUUUAGAUAACUUCUAGUUGUGAUACAUCUGUAAAAAAAUAAAGUGUUUCUAAAACUUG
This is a messenger RNA of Nothobranchius furzeri (turquoise killifish), 2798 nucleotides long. Its product is annotated as double-strand-break repair protein rad21 homolog A. Lineage: Eukaryota; Metazoa; Chordata; Actinopteri; Cyprinodontiformes; Nothobranchiidae. Gene Ontology annotation, cellular component: meiotic cohesin complex. Gene Ontology annotation, biological process: sister chromatid cohesion; replication-born double-strand break repair via sister chromatid exchange. The record is from RefSeq and is a predicted model, not a curated record. Gene Ontology annotation, molecular function: protein binding; chromatin binding.